AUGAAGAAAAAGGACCUGCGGGGAGAUGAAAUUCCUACAGUGGUUGGGAUCUUUAGUGCAUUUGGCCUUGUCUUCUCUGUCUCCCUUUUUGCUUGGAUCUGCUGCCAACGUAAAUCUUCCAAAUCCAAUAAGACCCCUCCAUAUAAGUUUGUCCAUGUUCUGAAGGGGGUUGAUAUUUACCCUGAGAAUCUCAACAGUAAGAAGAAGUUUGGAGCAGAUGAUAAAAGUGAAGCAAAGAACAAAUCAGCGAUGCCAAAGAAUUCUCUCCAUCUUGACCUGGAGAAGAGAGAUCUAAAUGGCAACUUCCCCAAAACAACCCCUAAAAUCCAGAGCUCUCCAGAUCUUGAGAAUCUGUCUCCUAAGCGCUUUGCAGAAAGGAAGAAAGAUUCAGUAUCCCCUGAUAGUUUAAAAUCCAUCACUUCCCUGUCAUCGGAAGAUAAACAAGACAAGCUAGGAACUCUCUUUUUCUCCUUAGAGUACAACUUUGAGAAAAAGGCAUUUGUAGUGAACAUCAAAGAGGCACGUGGGCUGCCAGCAAUGGAUGAACAGUCAAUGACUUCUGAUCCUUACAUCAAAAUGACAAUCCUGCCUGAGAAAAAACACAAGGUGAAAACCAGAGUGCUGAGAAAAACCUUAGAUCCAGCUUUCGAUGAGACCUUCACGUUUUAUGGGAUCCCCUAUAGCCAAAUUCAAGACUUAACACUUCACUUUAUGAUCUUGAGCUUUGACAGGUUUUCCAGAGAUGAUGUCAUUGGAGAAGUCCUCAUUCCCCUCGCAGGAAUUGAACUGUCAGAAGGAAGGCUGCUAAUGGACAGAGAGAUCACCAAAAGAAAUGUUAGGAAAUCAUCUGGGCGUGGAGAAUUACUGAUCUCUCUCUGUUAUCAGUCUACAACAAACACACUCACUGUGGUUGUUUUAAAAGCCAGGCAUCUACCAAAAUCUGAUGUGUCAGGAUUAUCAGACCCUUAUGUCAAAGUGAACCUGUACCAUGCUAAGAAGAGAAUUUCUAAAAAGAAAACCCAUGUGAAGAAAUGCACCCCCAAUGCAGUGUUCAAUGAAUUGUUUGUCUUUGACAUUCCUUGUGAGGGCCUUGAUGAUAUCAGCAUUGAAUUUUUGGUUUUAGAUUCAGAUAGGGGGUCAAGGAAUGAGGUCAUUGGUCGGUUAACCUUGGGAUCUUCAGCAGAAGGAACAGGUGGAGAGCACUGGAAAGAAAUUUGUGAAUACCCUAGGAGACAAAUUGCCAAAUGGCAUAUGUUGUGUGAUGGUUAACAGCUUAGAGAGGGGUUAGAACUUGAAAAACUAUAUAUAUUUCCAUAGGCAAGGAGCAGUUUUCUUUCUUUGCUAUGUAUAAUUACAGGCUUGUAACUACAAGACUUUUUUUUGGGGGGGUGGGGGAAUAAAAACUGGAUUGAAUUAUCAGAACAGAAGGUAACUAAAUUUUCACCGUAAAUAAAGGAAUUUCUGUUUCAUUAGACUUUAACAUAAUUGGAUCAGAUUCAUACAUUUCUGGAGUUUAAAUAGCCUGAAACUUCUGAAGCACUAUAAACUUCAAUAAGAACAGACAAAGUUUUAUGAAAAAGUCACUGGAAACCUUAUUAGUACUGUUAUAGAGAAGAUAACCUCACUAAAAUAUAUC
Messenger RNA from Pygoscelis adeliae (Adelie penguin), 1636 nucleotides. It is a transcript of the gene SYT4, whose product is annotated as synaptotagmin IV. Gene Ontology annotation, molecular function: calcium-dependent phospholipid binding; calcium ion binding; phosphatidylserine binding. The transcript is spliced from 4 exons. The record is from RefSeq and is a predicted model, not a curated record. Gene Ontology annotation, cellular component: synapse; membrane; axon. Lineage: Eukaryota; Metazoa; Chordata; Aves; Sphenisciformes; Spheniscidae. The coding region runs from base 1 to 1269 and encodes 422 amino acids. Gene Ontology annotation, biological process: vesicle fusion; calcium-ion regulated exocytosis; regulation of calcium ion-dependent exocytosis.